This is a messenger RNA of Brachypodium distachyon (stiff brome), 3415 nucleotides long. RefSeq names its product probable disease resistance protein At1g61300. Gene Ontology annotation, molecular function: ADP binding; protein binding. The record is from RefSeq and is a predicted model, not a curated record. Gene Ontology annotation, biological process: defense response to other organism. Bases 207 to 2987 code for a protein of 926 amino acids. The transcript has 2 exons. NCBI's taxonomy places the organism in Eukaryota, Viridiplantae, Streptophyta, Magnoliopsida, Poales, Poaceae.
AGACUCAGAGCUCAACUACUCACUCCCCCCUUCCACUUAAACCCCCCGUCCCCUCCGUCGUGUUCCACCCACACAAACACGCACGCCAUUGCGCACCGAUGCCAGCUUACCUUCUUUGCUAGAUCCGUCCCCGCGCCACGCCGCCGUGCCUGCGAAAGAAGAUCCGACCGCGCUGACGGCCGAUUUUGAUCUGUGGUGGGAGAUCGAUGGAGAUGCAGUUCGCGGCCGUGCUCGCCUCGCUCGCCCUCGGCGGCGCGCUGCUGGUGCUCUUCUUCGGCAAGUGGUGGCAGCCGCUGGCCGACGCAGACAGGCGCGUCAAGGAGCUGGACGACGCCGUGGAGGCCCUGCUGCAGCUGCGGGCCGCCGUGCUGAAGCAGCUGGACGGCGCGCCGGAGUCGGAGCAGACGCGCGCGUGGCUGCGGCGCGCGCAGGAGGCGCAGGACGAGGUGGCGUCCAUCAAGGCGCGGCACGACGCGGGCCAGCUCUACGUCAUCCGCCUGCUGCAGUACUUCCUGGCCGCCGGCGCCGUCGCCGCAGGGGCGCUGGCCGAGAAGCAGCUCAAGAUCGUGCGCGCGAUCCAGGAGCAGGGCGCGGCGCUGCUGGAGGCCGCGCUGGCCACGCCGCAGGCGCCCCCGCCCUUGCUCCUCCAGCCCGAGGAGCUCGAGCUCCCGCUGCCCGCGACGACGGGCGCCACCAGAGCCCGCCUCAACGAGGCGCUCCGCUUCCUCGGCGACUGCGACGCCGCGCUCGGCGUCUGGGGCGCCGGCGGCGUGGGCAAGACCACGCUGCUGAAGCACGUCCGCGGCGUGUGCGGCCGCGUCGCGCCGUUCUUCGACCACGUCUUCCUCGUCGCGGCGUCCAGGGACUGCACGGUGGCGAAUCUCCAGAGGGAGGUCGUCGCCGUGCUCGGCCUGCGGGAAGCGCCGACCGAGCAGGCGCAGGCCGCCGGGAUCCUCAGCUUCCUCAGGGACAAGAGCUUCCUGCUCCUGCUGGACGGCGUGUGGGAGCGCCUCGACCUUGAGAGGGUCGGCAUCCCGCAGCCUUUCGGCGUGGUGGCGGGUCGGGUGAGGAAGGUGAUCGUGGCGUCCAGGAGCGAGACGGUGUGCGCUGACAUGGGCUGCCGCAAGAAGAUCAAGAUGGAGCGUUUGAACGAAGACGACGCGUGGAACCUAUUUGAAGGUAAUGUUGGCGAGGAGGCCGUCCGUUGGGACACGCAAAUUUCCACACUUGCGAGACAGGUGGCUGCAGAAUGCAAGGGCCUGCCUCUGUGCCUCGCCAUCGUCGGCCGCGCCAUGUCAAACAAACGUACACCAGAGGAGUGGAGCAAUGCGCUGGACAAGCUAAAAAAUCCGCAGCUCUCGAGCGGCAAGUCCGGCCCAGACGAAAGCACGCACGCCCUCGUGAAGUUCUGCUACGACAACCUGGAGAGCGACAUGGCGAGGGAGUGCAUGCUGACCUGCGCGCUCUGGCCGGAGGACCACAACAUCUCCAAGGACGAGCUCCUGCAGUGCUGGAUCGGCCUCGGCCUGCUCCCCAUUAAUCUCGCCGCCGGGAACGACGACGUCGAGGAGGCGCACCGGCUCGGGCACUCGGUGCUCUCCAUCCUGGAGUCCGCCCGCCUCCUGGAGCAGGGGGACAACCACCGGUACAACAUGUGCCCGUCCGACACGCACGUCCGGCUCCACGACGCCCUCCGCGACGCGGCGCUCCGGUUCGCGCCGGGCAAGUGGCUGGUCCGCGCUGGCGUCGGGCUCAGGGAGCCGCCCCGCGACGAGGCGCUGUGGCGCGACGCGCAGCGGGUGUCCCUGAUGCACAACGCCAUCGAGGAGGCCCCCGCGAAGGCGGCGGCGGCGGGCCUGUCGGACGCGCAGCCGGCGUCGCUGAUGCUGCAGUGCAACCGCGCCCUGCCGCGGAAGAUGCUCCAGGCGAUCCAGCACUUCACCAGGCUCACGUACCUGGACCUGGAGGACACCGGCAUCGUGGACGCGUUCCCCAUGGAGAUCUGCUGCCUGGUCAGCCUGGAGUACCUCAACCUGUCCAGGAACCGGAUACUGUCUCUGCCCAUGGAGCUGGGCAACCUGAGCGGGCUCAAGUAUCUCCACAUGCGGGACAACUACUACAUCCAGAUCACCAUACCCGCCGGGCUGAUCUCGCGGCUCGGGAAGCUGCAGGUCCUAGAGCUCUUCACGGCGAGCAUCGUCUCCGUGGCGGACGACUACGUCGCGCCGGUCAUCGACGACCUGGAGAGCAGCGGCGCUUCCGUGGCGUCGCUCGGCAUCUGGCUGGACAACACCCGCGACGUGCAGAGGCUGGCCAGUCUCGCGCCAGCAGGCGUGCGCGUCCGGUCGCUGCAUCUGCGGAAGCUGGCCGGCGCGCGGUCCCUUGAGCUGCUGUCGGCGCAGCACGCGGCGGAGCUCGGGGGCGUGCAGGAGCACCUGAGGGAGCUGGUCGUGUACUCGUCGGACGUCGUGGAGAUCGUGGCCGACGCGCACGCGCCGCGGCUGGAGGUGGUCAAGUUCGGGUUCCUCACGAGGCUCCACACCAUGGAGUGGUCGCACGGGGCGGCGUCGUGCCUCCGUGAGGUGGCCAUGGGCGCGUGCCACACCCUGACGCACAUCACCUGGGUGCAGCACCUCCCUUGCCUCGAGUCGCUCAACCUCAGCGGCUGCAACGGGAUGACGAGGCUGCUCGGCGGCGCCGCGGAAGGGGGCAGUGCGGCCGAGGAGCUCGUGACGUUCCCGCGGCUGAGGCUCCUCGCGCUGCUGGGGCUGGCGAAGCUGGAGGCCGUCCGCGACGGCGGCGGGGAGUGCGCGUUCCCGGAGCUGCGGCGGCUGCAGACGAGAGGGUGCUCGCGGCUGAGGCGCAUACCGAUGCGGCCGGCGAGCGGGCAGGGGAAGGUGAGGGUGGAGGCCGACAGACACUGGUGGAACGGGCUGCAGUGGGCGGGCGACGACGUCAAGUCCUGCUUUGUUCCCGUGCUGCUCUGAGACUGAGAGCGAUGGUGGUUGCUGCUGCUAAGCUCACGCUCACGCAGUUUCGAGUUUUGGCGCGUCUUGGUCUGUUUGAAGAUGAUAAAUAAGCUCGGAUGCAUGGUAGGAAAUGGACAACCGAACAAAGCAUACAUGAUUUUCUUUUGAAGUUUAAGUUUUUGGAGUUUACCUUGAGAUAGCAAGAAGGAAUUUGUUUUUUUGGCUUUUAAAUUUCUUCAUAGCUAGUUUUAGCCAUUCAUUUUAAUUACCUUCAACAUCUAUAAUUCAAAACAGAAUCUAGUGCAUGCACAUCUCUGUAUGUGCAAUAAAGGUGUGAGAAAAAUUGGCAAGGAGCACGAGGGUAGAUGAGCUAACGAAAUCAUUUUAAUUAGUUUAUGUAUGUCAGUUAAUUCGGAACGGAGGGAGUAGUUCUAUCAAGUUUUAUU